Cavenderia fasciculata is the source of this 5154-nucleotide messenger RNA. It is a transcript of the gene mybU, whose product is annotated as myb domain-containing protein. Lineage: Eukaryota; Evosea; Eumycetozoa; Acytosteliales; Cavenderiaceae. Bases 1 to 5154 code for a protein of 1717 amino acids. The transcript is spliced from 5 exons. The record is from RefSeq and is a predicted model, not a curated record.
AUGGAGGGUACUACAAUUGAUAAUAACAAUAAUGUAGUAUCGUCUACUCCCUCCUCUUCCUCCUCUAAAACUAUCACUCGAUCAAAGAUUAAAAGACAGAUUGAUGAAGAUGAAGAGAUUGAUAUUAUGAAUGACAGCGAUGAUGGAGAUGACUCUGCACCAUCAACAACUACUGCGAGCAGUAAUAAUAAUAUCAAUAGUGCCAAUACAUCACCAGCGAUUGCACCAAUAUCACCCUUUUCCCCUCCACCUACACUCGCAGCGACUAUAGUUACACCACCCAACCCAAUGCCGAUACACAAACCAUUGUCACUACGAAAGAGUGCUAGUACUUCACCAAAACUAAAAUCUCAGACAUCGACAACAAAGAAAUCAAACGCUGAACCAGCGAAUGCCACUACCACCACGGCUGUUGUUGUUGUUGUUGCUGCUGCUGCCGAUACUAAAAAGACAUCUACAAACAAGAAAAGGAAAUCAAAUAGUGGAGAACAAGAUGAUGAAUCAAGUAACAAUAUUAAUGUAAAUAAUAAGGAAAAGGAAAAGGAAAAGGAUAAUAAGGACAAUAAGGAUAGUAGUAGUAAAUCAACAAAGAAACAAAAGUCAUCAUCAAAGUCAAAGUCAAAAUCAAAGUCAAAGAGUAGUAGUAGCAACAAUACCAAUACUAGUAAUAAUAUUAGUAGUACAACAGCAACCGAUGAAGAUGAAGAGGUAAUGGUAAAUACAAUGGAUGGUGAUCAUCUCAUUUCUCUCAAUUCCUCUUUAAAUGGUAUGGUUGGUAUGAUGGAUCUGUCACUAUCGACAGCAUCACUACGAACGAGUAAUACUGGUAUUAAAAUGAAUAGUGUACUAUCACAAUCAUUGGCCGAACAUUUAUUACCAAAGUCAGACUCAACGAUGAGUUUGUUACUCUCACCUUCUUUACCCACUUCAAUUGUCAACAUGUCAACGCCAUCACCAUCAAAGAAAUCACAGUCACUAUUGUCUUCAUCAUCAUCAUCGAUACACAACAAAAAGAAGUCAUCAUCGAGGUCAUCCUUGUCACACAGUGAAAAUGGACAUAACAACAACAACAGCAGCAGCAGUAGCAGCAGUAAACAAAUAGUACCAAACGUAAAAAGUAUGACAGUGACAAGAAAUAGUACAAAGAGCGCAUUACAACACUACCAACAACAGAAACAUCAUCGUUCCAACCACCAAUCAGACAAUGAGUCUGAUGAAGAGAUCAAUGUUACAUCAGACGAUAGUUCAGCAGAGGAAAACGCCGCUGUAAACCUCGAUGACUAUGACCAAGAUGAGGAUUUAUCAAUUGAAUCUUUUGAUUCGAUAUCUGAUAAUAACAUGUCUGACGAUGAUUCUGAUCUCUAUGAAUUUGAAGAUCAAAUCAAUACAAUGUUACCAACACCAAAUAAUUUAACCAACAACAACAACAACAACAACAAAAAUCAUAAUCAUAAUCAUAUAUCAGCAACAGUACCAACCAUCAAAAGUAAUGCAGCAUUGGCAAUUUAUAAUCAUCACCAUCACAACAAUCAAAUGAAAUCACAACAACAAUUAAACAACACUUCAAAUACACCAUUAUCAUCCUCUUCGUUGACAAACAACAAUAAUAAUAGUUUAUUGGGAGGAGCAACAUUUUCUAUAGAUCAACAUAUCCAUUCAACAAUGCCAUUUAUGGCACCCUUUUCACCGAUGAACUUUCCAUUGGUAUCACCAAUGUCUCCAGGUGUACUUGAUAUGGGUCCAUUGUCACCAGUUUGUCCAUUGUCACCAUUGUCACCUCUGUCUCCUUUCAUGUCACCAACAUCACCAUCCUUUUGCAAAGGAGGGUCAAAUGAAUCAAUGGAUCAUGUUGUCAGUAGCAAUAAUAAUAAUAAUAAUAAUAAUAGUAAUAAUAAUUACAGCAGCCUCUCCAUCAAUGGUCAAUCUCUUCAUACAAGUAGUGGUAGUGUACGUGGUCCCAAUAGUAUAUUUAAUACAGGUUCUACAUUUAUAAAGAAAGAGGAAAAGGAAAAGGAGAAGGAAAAAGAAAAGGAAAAGGAAAAAGAGAAGGAACCCGUUGCAGCAAUGACGACUGUAAAAUCGAUGCCAACCAUAGCACCAAUACCAGCAGCAAUUGCAUCAUCGGCGUCUAUAUUGUCAGCGCCAAAAACAGAGGAUACAUCAUCAUCAUCAUCAUCUGCACCCAAUACUCCCAAGGCAUUGUUACCUGGUUCAACGAUUGCACAACCCUACCAAUCUGUUCAGAAUCAACAUCUUCUUUCAGCUUCCUCUUCAAAGCGAUCAAAACGUUUUACAAUGGAUCCAAAUGUACAAAAGCACUUCCAACUCACAGUUUGGUACGAAGAGGAAAAGCUAUUGUUUCGUGAACUAUUUUGUGCGUAUGGUAGAGAAUUUCAUAUCAUUUCAAUCUUGAUGUGUGGCACCAAAUCUCCUACACAAAUUAAAAACUUUUACUACGAUGUCAGAUUGUCAUUGUUGGCGCCAUUGUUUGGUUUAUCGGCCGAUGAAACCAAAUCUCGUAUAACACUUCCAAAUAGCGCCGUUUUAACUCCUUCCUCCUCAACCCCUUCCUAUCCAUCAUUAUCAACUCCUGCAAUGAUGAUAGAAAAUAGUAUUAAUAAUAACAACAAUAAUAAUAAUAGUAGUAGUAAUAAUAACACUGCUGCUGCUGCUGCUGCUGCUGCUACUAAUAGUACUGAAAAUAAUAAUAAUAAUAGUAGUACUAACGAAAAUAAUAAUGAAAAUGAUAAUAGUAAUAAUAAUAACAAUAACGAAAAUGAAGAUGAUGAUAGUAAUAGUACAACUACAACUACUACAACUACGACAACAACGAUAGGAUCAAAUACAACUACGACGACAACGACAACAACCACAACUACUACAUCACCACCAUCACCUACAUUAGGAUCAAGCAACGGAAGUGUUCCAUUGCCAACACAUCCUUAUUCCCUACUUUCAAACAUUACGACUACAACCAACAUUAAUAACAAAAGAUUAACCAUUUCAAACCAAGAUGAUGAUUCAAGAUCAAAAAAGAAAUCAAGAACUACUAAAAGAACAUUUAGAUUUUCAAGAGUUACAACAGCAGUAACCAAAACACCAAAGAAUACAGUAAAGAUUAGUAAGCUAAAAUCUUUGGAAUUAAUCAAUCAACAACACGUUCAACGUUUCCCAAUUGGAAGCGCAGCUUUUUAUUUCUAUCAACACUCUGAACUAUUGCCAGUUGGAAAAUGGUUUGAAGUCAAGGUUUUGGAAGUUGGAGAUGCAAGUACGCCUAAAAAUCCAUCAAACAAUACUCUUCCAGUUGAGAUUCGUCUCGCCAACCCCAAAUCACCCAUUUGCUACAAGGUGGUCAUGUUUAACAUGAACAAAACCAAAGGCUUUUGGGUAUACGACGAAGAACUCAAACACGAGAUUGAGGUUGGCAUCGAGAUUUGGGAAUUCAGUGCUGACCCUGUCGUUGUAGCAGAAGAGUCUGCUGCUUCUCUAACACAUAGUCCAUCUGCAAGUGGUGGUGCCAUCGAGGGCACAAUCAUGACACCAGGUAGUACUGCCCUUGGUACUGUCUCUCAGUCUCUCUAUCAGGCACAGAUACAAUCUCUCAUGCCUCCUCCAUCUAUGAGUACAGACUCUGUUGGUAAAAUGGUAGAGACCCUGAUCCCAACCACCGAUCGUAUCAAACUUCAACAAUGGCUUGAUGCAAAGUUGGAAUCAAUGACCCCCAAUCCAAGUAUCAAACUACCGUUGCUCGAAAAGGGUGAGCCUGGAUCACAAACCCGUGAAAUUUGGGAGGUACCAGCCUUUUCUUCCGACUUUCUCAACAGUGGCUCUAUUACAUUGGUUGCCAAACAAAGAUGUUUUAUCGAAUGUGUUUCAUCCAAUUUUGAGGAAAAGGAAUUCAUCACUAUCAAUUAUAGUUCACUUUUUGGAAGUUACCAAUACAUAUCUGAUAUUAACAACUCGGAAUAUAUCACUCAAUUGUUUGAUAAUGUUUUAAAGGCUGCAGAUAUUUCCAUUUCAAAUAUUUUGGGAUUCCCAAAACAAAAACAACUUGUAUUGGCUAAUUCCCCAAUCCCAACAACUCCUGCUGCUGUUGCUGUCGUAGCCACCACCUCUUCUAGUACCCCAACAACCACAAAGUCACAACCAACCACUCCAACCCCUGCAACUACAACGACAAACACCAAUACCCCAUCACCUGUAAACAUCACACCAACAACAACAACACCAACUGUAAACACCUCAUCAUCAUCAUCAUCAUCAACUACAACACCCAAUACAUCUCCAACAAAGGCACCAGUUCCUACUACUGUACCAGUUGCUGCUUCUUCUAAACCCGUUCCAUCAUUGUCAAAAGCACCAGCUACACCAACUGCUGCUGCUACCACCUCGGUUGACACCAGCUACCAUCCCCCAAAGCCUAUGUCUGCCCCUCAAUUCCAAAUUGUCAAUGGUCAAAAGAUAUACACUUGUGCUUGUUGUAUUUCUAAAAACCCUCCAAUGGUUAAACCUGCUGCAUCAGUCCCCUCUGGAACUUCAAAACCUGCUGCUGGGACUACAACAGGUACAGCAGCACCAACAACUGGAACUACAGCUGUAACGCCAACUGGUACCUAUAAAUCAUCAACAAUCCCACCAUCAAACAGUCCCUCGAAACUUCCGCAACCAACAACAUCGACUUUAAAGCAACCUGCGACUCCCGUAACAACACCACUGUCAUCAACCAAACCAACAACUGUACUCCCCACCACUGCUACUAAACAGACAACAACUGGAACUCCCACCACACCUACUGCUACUGUAAUACAAACUACAGCAGCUACUCCAACUACCCAACAAACCAACUCUACCUCCAAUCCCAUACUACCUGUACAACCAACAACAACAACAACAAUAGCAACCACACCAUCACCUACUACUAUAGUAGCAACAACACCAACUACCACGACCACCAUCAAAGCAGUUCCUGUACAACCUCCAAUGAACCAAUUAUCAUCGUCCUCUAGCUCCAACUUUAUCCUACUUUUUAAUCCAGACAAGAGUCCUAUUCCCUACAAACUAUUUAUUGGUAAAAGAGAGUUAUUUUUGGAAUGUCGACGUUUACUAAGAUUACAAUGUUCCAGAAUUAGUGAAUUAAAUAAGCAAAUAUAUUGA